AUGUCUGACGACGGUUUCGGUGGAGGAGGAGGAGGCGACGACUAUGACUACGAUGGUCCGGGAUUCAAUGAGGAGCAGCCCUUUGGUGAUAACUAUGACCUUCUUGCUACAGAGGCACAAGAAGGCGAAACCGCGGAAGGCGUACAGGUGAACGGGUUCGAGGGAGUGAAUGGUGUAGAACAGGAUCAGGAGAUGGUGAAUGGGGAGUCCUCUCAACAGGCCCAGCAGCAGGAUGCGAACGCUACAGGCGCAGGAAUGCGCGGGGAGCGACAGCCGAACAAAUUGAGAGUGACAACGCCCUACUUAACAAAGUAUGAGCGGGCAAGGGUGUUGGGGACAAGGGCGCUUCAGAUAAGUAUGAACGCACCUGUACUAGUACCUCUGGACGGCGAGACGGACGCAUUGCAGAUCGCCAUCAAGGAACUCUCGCAACGAAAAAUACCGCUCAUCAUCAGACGGUACCUCCCUGAUGGGAGUUUCGAGGAUUGGAGUGUCUCUGAGUUGAUCAGCGAUUGA
Sparassis crispa is the source of this 516-nucleotide messenger RNA. Its product is annotated as DNA-directed RNA polymerases I, II, and III subunit RPABC2. Gene Ontology annotation, cellular component: RNA polymerase II, core complex; RNA polymerase I complex; nucleus. The coding region runs from base 1 to 516 and encodes 171 amino acids. The transcript has 4 exons. Lineage: Eukaryota; Fungi; Basidiomycota; Agaricomycetes; Polyporales; Sparassidaceae. The record is from RefSeq and is a predicted model, not a curated record. Gene Ontology annotation, biological process: DNA-templated transcription. Gene Ontology annotation, molecular function: DNA-directed RNA polymerase activity; DNA binding.